AUGAUGACAUCUAAUAGUAAUCAACAACAAUUUUCAUAUUUUCCCAAAAUUUUAAAUGGUGGAAUUGCAGGAAUAGUGGGUGUUACGUGUGUCUUUCCUAUCGAUCUUGUAAAAACAAGACUCCAAAAUCAGGUAACUCUUCCUGGAGAGCCUCCAAAAUAUACAGGAAUUUUAGAUUGUGCAAAAAAAACAUGGAUUGCAGGUGGUAAUAAUACUUUUUCUAAAAUUCGUUCACUUUACUCUGGAUCAGCAGUUAAUAUUUUAUUAAUUACACCAGAAAAAGCAAUAAAAUUAGUUGCUAAUGAUUUUUUUCGUUAUCAAUUAGCUGUACCUGGACAGGAAAAACUUACCAUGGUUAGGGGUAUGAUUGCUGGUGGUAUGGCAGGUUUAUGUCAAAUUGUUGUAACAACACCAAUGGAAUUGUUGAAAAUUCAUGGUCAACAAAAUACAGGACCAAAAAUGUCAGCAACAGCUUUGGCAGCAAAAUUGGUAAGGGAAAAUGGAAUAGCAGGUUUAUAUAAAGGCGUCACCUCAACUUUAGCCAGAGAUGUAACAUUUUCAGUUCUUUAUUUUCCAUGGUUUGCUGCUCUAAAUGAUAUGGCUCCAAGAAAGAAUGAUGGUAGUGGUGAAGCUGUUUUCUAUGGAUCUCUUCUGGCUGGUAUUACAGCCGGAGCCUCAGCAUCAUUUUGUGUCACACCUUUAGAUGUCAUAAAAACAAGAAUGCAAAUAAUUAAAGAAGGAUCAAAUGAAAAACCUUAUAAAAAUAUCCCAGAUGCAUUUAUUAAAAUAAUUCGUCUCGAAGGACCCCAAGCAUUAUUUAAAGGAGCAGCUUGUAGAAUGUUAGUUUUGGCUCCAUUAUUUGGUAUUGCUCAAGCAGUAUAUUAUCUAGGAAUUGGAGAAUAUAUCUUAGGUGUUAACCGAAGUUAG
Strongyloides ratti is the source of this 927-nucleotide messenger RNA. Its product is annotated as Mitochondrial carrier protein family and Mitochondrial substrate/solute carrier repeat and Mitochondrial carrier domain-containing protein. NCBI's taxonomy places the organism in Eukaryota, Metazoa, Nematoda, Chromadorea, Rhabditida, Strongyloididae. Gene Ontology annotation, biological process: aspartate transmembrane transport; malate-aspartate shuttle; L-glutamate transmembrane transport. The transcript is spliced from 2 exons. The record is from RefSeq and is a predicted model, not a curated record. The coding region runs from base 1 to 927 and encodes 308 amino acids. Gene Ontology annotation, molecular function: L-glutamate transmembrane transporter activity; L-aspartate transmembrane transporter activity.